Caenorhabditis briggsae is the source of this 972-nucleotide messenger RNA. Gene Ontology annotation, cellular component: lysosome. The transcript has 2 exons. Lineage: Eukaryota; Metazoa; Nematoda; Chromadorea; Rhabditida; Rhabditidae. Gene Ontology annotation, molecular function: cysteine-type endopeptidase activity. Bases 1 to 972 code for a protein of 323 amino acids. The record is from RefSeq and is a predicted model, not a curated record.
AUGUUUGUCUUUGCCGCACUGGUGGCAGUCACUUUUGCUGUCGUCCCAAUCGAUCUGAAAUCCGAAACCCUCACCGGAAAAGAUCUUGUCGAUUAUGUCAACUCUGCCCAAUCCGAUUUCAUCACUGAGCAUGUCGAUGUUUCCGAGGAAUUCAUGAAGUCCCGUGGGAUGAAUGUCAAAUACGCAGCUCCUCACUCCGAUGAGAUCCGUUCUACCGAGGUCAACAAUGUCCUUCCUUUUAUCCCACCCUCCUUCGAUUCCCGUACCCGAUGGUCCAACUGCACAUCUAUCGAAAUGAUCCGUGAUCAAGCCCAAUGUGGAUCCUGCUGGGCUUUUUCAACUGCUGAGGUCAUCUCCGACCGCAUUUGCAUUGCUACCAAGGGAACCCAACAACCGACCAUUUCCCCAACCGAUAUGCUUGCCUGCUGUGGAAAUUCCUGUGGUGACGGAUGUAAGGGAGGAUACCCAAUUCAAGCUUUCCGAUGGUGGAACUCCAGAGGAGUGGUUACUGGAGGAGACUUCCGAGGAUCUGGAUGCAGACCAUACCCAUUUGCCCCAUGCAUUUCCUGUCCUGAAGAAAAGACCCCAACGUGCUCCUUGAGCUGUCAAUUCGGAUACUCAACAGCCUACGCUAAGGACAAGCGCUUUGGAGUAUCCGCAUACGCUGUUGCCAGAAACGUUGCUGCCAUCCAAACCGAAAUCAUGACUAAUGGGCCAGUCGUGGGCGCUUUCACCAUGUACGAGGACAUGUACAAGUACAAGAGCGGAGUCUACAGACACACUGCAGGAAGGCUUCUCGGAGGACACGCCAUCAAGAUCAUCGGAUGGGGAACUCAGAACGGAAUUCCAUACUGGCUCAUUGCCAACUCUUGGGGAGCUAACUGGGGAGAGAACGGAUUCCUCAAGAUGCGUCGCGGAGUCAACGAAUGUGGAAUUGAGAGAGCUGUCGUCGCCGGAAUGCCCAGAGUUUAA